AUGGGUUCCGAAGAACAAACCCCCACUCCAGAGAACACCACUCUGUUCCAAGGUUUCGAGUGGAAUGUCCCUGCCGAUAACAAGCACUGGAAACGUCUUAUCGCGCAGGUUCCCAAACUGAAGGCAAUUGGAAUCGACAACAUCUGGCUCCCCCCAGGUUGCAAGGCUGCUUCGCCCGAGGGAAAUGGAUACGACAUCUACGACCUGUACGACCUGGGUGAGUUUGACCAAAAGGGUCAGAGAACCACCAAAUGGGGGCCAAAGGAAGACUUGCUCGAGCUUGCCAAGAUCGCCAAAGAGAACGGAAUCGGGCUGUACUGGGACGCAGUGUUGAACCACAAAGCCGGCGCGGACAACACCGAAAAGUGCCGCGUUGUUGAAGUCGACGCCGACGACCGCACAAAAACCGCCUCAGACCCGUAUGAAAUCGAGGGCUGGCUAGGUUUCGACUUCCCUGGCCGUGGCGAGAAGUACUCCGCGCAGAAAUACCACUGGCAGCACUUUGGCGGGACAGACUACAACCAAGCCAACGAGCGCAAGGCUAUCUACAAGAUCCUCGGCGACAACAAGGGCUGGAGUGGGUCGGUUGCCGACGAGCAGGGCAACGCCGACUACAUGAUGUUUGCGGAUAUCGACUACUCGCACCCAGAAGUUCAGGAAGACGUGAAGAAGUGGGGUGUAUGGAUCACCAAGGAGAUAGGCCUCAAGGGGUUCCGACUCGACGCGGUGCAACACUUUUCUGAACACUUCACACACAACUGGGUAGACAACCUCCGCGACCAGUGCGGCAAGGACAUUUUCUGCGUAGGCGAGUACUGGUCGGGCGACGUGUCCGUCAUGAACAAAUGGCUCGAGGCCAUGGAGCGCAAGUUCUCUCUCUUCGACUCGCCCUUACUCAACAACUUCUCCUCACUCUCCAAGACGGAAAGCGCCGAUCUACGCAAAGUCUUCGACAAGACCCUCGUCCAGUCCAACCCCGUAAACGCCGUCACUGUCGUGACAAACCACGACACGCAGCCCGGCCAGACGGUCGAAACGCCAAUCGAGGGCUUCUUCAAGCCCCUCGCCUACGCUCUCAUCCUGCUGCGCAAGGAGGGCUACCCCUGCCCCUUUUACGGCGACCUCUACGGCCUGUUGGAGCCCCAUGAGACGCCACCAUCCUGCGGCGGCCAGCUCGCUGACCUAAUCCUCGCGCGCAAGCUGUUCGCGUACGGCACCCAGGAGGACUACUGGGACAAUGCGAACUGCAUUGGUUUCGUGCGCCGCGGAACCUGGGAUAAGAAAGCCGGGCUGGCGUGCGUGAUGAGCAACACGGGGCCUGGUCAGAUUCGCAUGGCCGUGGGCGACAUGCAUGCUGGCGAGAAAUGGACAGAUGUGUUGGGCUGGGAGCAGGGCGAAGUCGAGAUUGACGCAGAAGGGUACGGAAUGUUCAACUGCCCGGGGACGAGCGUGUCGGUCUGGGUCAGGAGUGAUGCCGAGGGGAGGAAUCAGUUCCCUACUAAGUUUGAUGUGGAUAUCUACAAGAACUAG
Molecule: messenger RNA, 1530 nt
Organism: Dothidotthia symphoricarpi CBS 119687
Lineage: Eukaryota; Fungi; Ascomycota; Dothideomycetes; Pleosporales; Dothidotthiaceae
Product: glycoside hydrolase family 13 protein
Exons: 2
Coding region: 1-1530 (509 amino acids)
Biological process (GO): carbohydrate metabolic process
Molecular function (GO): hydrolase activity, hydrolyzing O-glycosyl compounds; calcium ion binding
Source: RefSeq, a predicted model, not a curated record